Molecule: messenger RNA, 5135 nt
Organism: Equus quagga
Lineage: Eukaryota; Metazoa; Chordata; Mammalia; Perissodactyla; Equidae
Product: phospholipid-transporting ATPase ABCA3-like
Exons: 31
Coding region: 102-5135 (1677 amino acids)
Biological process (GO): transmembrane transport; lipid transport
Cellular component (GO): membrane; intracellular membrane-bounded organelle
Molecular function (GO): ATP binding; lipid carrier activity; ABC-type transporter activity
Source: RefSeq, a predicted model, not a curated record
UAAGAAGACUGAGGUCUUUUCUUCAAGGACCUUAUACCCGAGAGGAGGAAAUAAGACAAUGUGUGCACAAGAAGAGUUGAACUUCCGUUCUUUGUGGUAAAAUGGAUUUGUUGUGGCUCAACCAGUUUGGAAUCCUUCUCUGGAAAAAUUUCAUAUUAAAGAGGCGGAAGAUAGUUUCUCUAGUUGUGGAAAUCUGCAUGACAGCGCUCUUCUCUGCAGUGAUUUUGCUUUAUCGCAAAGAUACGCUAAAUGAUUUUCGAAAGGCUUCUAUUUACCGACCUCUUCCCUUGAGUAAUCUGCCUGAUUUCUUCAAUGAUACAGAAACUACAUUUGAAUUGGUUUAUGUCCCUUCUGAAAGUGAUGUGGCAAGAAAUAUUACGGAGAUGGUGAAAGCGGAUUUAAAAAUCAAUUUUGCAGUUCGAGGCUUUUCUUCAGAAGAAGAUUUUGAGAAUUACAUUAGGUUUGAAGAGAAGUCUGUUAAUGUGCUGGCUGCUAUUGUAUUUGAUCAUGACUUCAAAAACAAUGACCGUUUGCCACUUCAGGUAAAAUAUCAUCUGCGUUUUAGUGGCUUUGUUAGACGGAGUCAUCAUACAAAUAAGUUAGUUGCUCGAAGACGCCAUACAUGGGAAACAGCUCUUCUCUUUCCAACAGUACCUUCUCAAGGACCCAGGAAUGGGGCUGAAGAUGAUGGAGGAGAUCCUGGGUACAUCAGACAAGGGUUCCUGGCUCUGCAGCAUGCCAUAGAUAAGGCCAUCAUGGUACACCAUAGUGGCAGACGUGGAGAAGCUUUGUUUGAUAAUGUCAUCAUUUAUGCUAGGAGAUUUCCAUACCCUGCUUUUUAUUUUGAUCCAUUUAUGUGGGCUUUUAUGACUAUUUUCCCUUUGAUAGUUUUACUUGUAUUUUCUCCAACUGAACUUACCCUUAUCAGGACCAUCGUUACGGAAAAGGAAAACAGAUUAAAGGAGUACCAGCUCAUGAUAGGGCUCAGUAGUGCUAUGCUCUGGGCUUCCUAUUUCAUCACAUACUUACUGAUGUUUUUAAUCAUCGUCUGUUUACUGUGCGUGGUUUUAUUUGUCAAGAUUGUAUCUACAGUUGUCCUCCCAUACAGUGACCGAUCUCUCGUCUUCAUCUUUUUCCUGUGUUUUGUCAUCGCCUCCAUAUUCUUUGGCUUUCUGCUUACCACAUUCUUCAAUACAACUGCUUUGGCUGUUUCUAUUGGAGGUUUCCUCUAUUUUCUCGCCUUCUUUCCAUUUGUAAUCAUCACUAUCUUCUAUGAACGGAUGAGCCUCACGGAUAAGCUGGCUUCCUGUCUCAGCUCAAACAUUGCAAUGGCUAUGGGGCUUGAUAUAAUAUGCAAGUUGGAAAUGAAGAAAUAUGGUGCUCAGUGGAAUAACUUCUUGUUACCAGCGAACCCGGGUGAUAAUUUUGCGUUGGCCCAUGUUAUGGGAAUGCUUUUGUUUGAUGCUUUCUGGUAUGGCCUUUUGGCCUGGUAUAUAGAUGCUGUCUUUCCAGGGAAGUAUGGUGUGCCCAAGCCAUGGUAUUUCUUUUGUCAGAAAACCUACUGGCUUGGGAAAGCUGCAAGCAUUAAGAAGAAAGAAGAGAGUGAAAUUAGUGAUAUAUCUCCAAAUCGCUAUUUCGAAGAAGAACCUGUUGAUUUGGUGCCUGGUAUCCAGAUCCAGCAUUUGUACAAGAAAUUCACAUUACAGAAUACUGUCGUAAGGGCAGUACAAGACUUGUCUUUGAAUAUAUAUGAGGGGCAAAUCACUGUUCUUCUAGGGCAUAAUGGGGCAGGAAAGACUACCACCUUAUCUAUCCUCACAGGUUUCUAUCUUCCUUCCCAUGGAAAAGUCUAUAUUAAUGGUUAUGAUAUCUCCAAAGACAUGGAUCAAGUCAGGAAAAGCAUGGGCUUGUGCCCCCAGGAUGACAUAUUGUUUCCAGACCUGACAGUAGAAGAACAUCUCUCUUUCUACUGUGUGAUAAAAGGAGUACCUCCAGAGAAGCGUCGCGUGGAAAUUGAAAAAAUGCUGACUGCUUUUGGCUUGAUAGAAAAGCGUAAUGUAGUUUCACAGUCGUUGAGUGGAGGAAUGAAGCGCAAACUCUCCAUCAUUAUAUCACUUGUAGGAGGCUCCAAGGUAGUGAUACUUGAUGAGCCGACAUCUGGCAUGGACCCAGUCUCGAGGAGAUUCACCUGGGAUGUCCUUCAGACGUGUAAACAGAAUCGUACUAUCUUACUGACUACCCACCACAUGGAUGAAGCUGACGUUCUGGGUGACCGCAUAGCCAUCAUGGUCAAGGGAUCACUGCGGUGCUGUGGCUCUUCAAUUUUCCUGAAAAAAAUAUAUGGUGUGGGAUACCACUUAAUUAUGGUGAAGGAACGUCAUUGUAAUGUUAAUGAAAUUACCCAACUGAUUCAUUCUCAUAUACCAAGUGCCAGAUUGGAGAAUAAUGUUGCAGCUGAAUUAUCAUUUAUCCUACCCAAAGAGUACACACACAGGUUUAAAGACCUGUUUGCUGAUCUGGAAGACAGACAGGAAGAGCUGGGCAUUGCUAGUUUUGGUGUCUCUAUCACUACCAUGGAAGAAGUUUUCUUUAUGGUCAGUAAAAUGGAUAAUCCGGAUCUCCAGACCCCUUCCGUAAAUCUCGAAAAGAGAAAGGAAAACAUGAACCAGAAUAUGAAUGUACCCAGAAAUUUUGAGAGCUCAACUUCUUCUGGCUCAAGUGAACACGCUCAUAUUAGGUUUAAUACUGGGUGGACUCUUUACUGCCAGCAGUUCUUUGCCAUGCUCUUAAAGAGGGCAAUGUUCACUUGGCGCAACUGGAAUUUGGUGUUGCUGCAGAUCCUGGGACUCUUGGGUAUCGUUUAUUUUCUGAUGAGAGAGGUGAACUUUACAAGACGUAUCGAAGAACCUGCCAGGGAAAUGGAUUUGGAACAAUAUGGUGAAACCAUUGUGCCUUACUCAAUUUCUGGAAAUUCUCCAUUGACUCAGAAUUUAAAAGACAAUGUUGAGAGCAUGCUAAAAGCUAAGAAACAAAAACCUAAGGAAGUGCAAGGUGAUCUUCUGGACUACUUGGUGACAAGUGAAGAAUGCAUUUACUCAUGCAUUAUCGCACUUUCCUUUGAGGCUGUUGGAAAUAGAAUGACGUUUACCUUCUGGUUCAACAAUGAGGCAUAUCAUUCACCAUCAUUAUCCCUGGCAGUAUUAGAGAAUAUUAUUUUUACAUCACUUUCUGGCGCUGAUGCUUCCAUUAGAGUCUCCAACAAACCUCAGCCUCAAAACAGUACUACUGGUAGAUCUAGUCGAAGAAGAACUUCGGGACUCGAGAUAGCCUUGAAUUUGUUUUUUGGUAUGAGUAUUUUCGUCAGUGGCUUUUGUCUCCUGACAGUGACUGAGAGAAUCACAAAAGCAAAGCACAUCCAGUUUGUGAGUGGGGUCUAUGCCAUUAAUUUUUGGCUCUCUGCUCUGUUGUGGGACUUCCUUAUCUUCUUCAUUGCCUGCUGCUUACUAAUGGUGGUGUUCAUAGCCUGCGGAUUGGAUUUAUUGAUCAAGGAUUACCACUUUCUGGACACAUUUCUCAUCUUCAUGCUGUUUGGCUGGUCUGUCAUUCCCUUCUUGUACCUGAUAAGUUUCCUGUUUUCCAGUAAUACCAGUGCCUACAUCAAGCUCGUCCUGUUUAACUACUGUGCAGGACUUUUCGGUAUAAUAGCGGAUUUUAUAAUCACAAACAGGGACAGGGAAGCUGCUUCUAAAAGUCUCCUGCUUAGAGGAUUGAUGGUGAUACCCAUGCAUAACCUUGGGAUGAGCAUUAGCAAAUACUAUGAUAUCCAGGAGAGGAAGGUGCUGUGUUCCUCAACAAGCACUCCUCCUGCCCACCUAAAUUGUGAUAAAAUAGCUAAGCUUAACGUAUAUAGUUUGGAUGAUGACGCAAUUGGAAAAUAUUUAAUUGCAAUGGCUGUCACAGGAUUUAUUUUCUUCCUCAUCAUUUUCCUUCUGGAGACUGCUUCAUGGACCGUGAAAACCUUUGUGUUUCGCUAUAUUUUCUUUGCUAUCUACAAGAAAUUUAAUAAGGAUAGAGUGGCCAGCGAAUUAUCUGGGGAAUCUGAAGAUGAAGAUGUACAACGUGAAAGAGAGAGGAUCCUGGAGAAUGCUCCAGAGUUGCUGAAUUCCACAGUGCUUGUUAAGGAACUCACAAAGAUAUAUUUUGCAUGGCCAGCCAUGUUGGCUGUGAGAAAUAUCUCUGUUGCAAUCCAAAAGGAGGAGUGCUUUGGGUUGCUUGGAUUAAAUGGAGCUGGAAAAACUACUACUUUCAAAAUUUUGACUGGAGAGGAGACUGCUACCUCUGGGGAUGUGUUUAUUGAGCAGAUCAGCAUCACCAAAGAUCUCCGAAAGGUAAGGUCAAAAAUUGGCUAUUGUCCACAGUUUGAUGCCUUGCUGGAUUACAUGACUGCUCGGGAAAUGAUGAUCAUGUAUGCCAGGUUGUGGGGGAUACCUGAGAAGCAAAUUAAUCGUUAUGUGAAUAAGAGGUUGCAAGCACUGAAUCUGGAACCACAUGCUGACAAGUUUAUCUACACUUACAGUGGAGGAAACAAACGUAGACUGAGUACUGCUAUUGCCCUAAUGGGAAAGCCCUCAGUCAUCUUCCUGGAUGAGCCAUCAACUGGCAUGGACCCAGUAGCCCGUCGCCUGCUCUGGAACACAGUGUCACGGACACGUGAAAGUGGCAAAGUCAUCAUCAUAACUUCUCACAGUAUGGAGGAAUGUGAUGCCCUCUGUACCAGGCUGGCCAUCAUGGUAAAGGGAAAGUUCGUGUGCCUGGGCAGCCCUCAGCACCUCAAGAACAAGUUUGGCAAUGUUUACAUCCUGAAGGCAAAGAUCAAGGUCGAUACAGAUGACAAUAAAUUAGAGGAGUUUAAAGAAUUUAUUGAAAGAGUUUUCCCAGGUAGUGAAUUAAAACAUGAGAAUCAAGGGAUCCUUAGCUACUACAUUCCCAGCAAGGACAACAGCUGGGGAAAGGUGUUUGGUGUUUUGGAGGAAGCUAAAGAGGAAUUCAAUUUAGAAGACUAUUCCAUCAGUCAGAUAACACUGGAACAAGUUUUCUUGACCUUUGCUAACCCAGAGAACAUAGUUGAUGAUUGA